Molecule: messenger RNA, 802 nt
Organism: Wasmannia auropunctata (little fire ant)
Lineage: Eukaryota; Metazoa; Arthropoda; Insecta; Hymenoptera; Formicidae
Product: acylphosphatase-2-like
Exons: 4
Coding region: 326-718 (130 amino acids)
Molecular function (GO): acylphosphatase activity
Source: RefSeq, a predicted model, not a curated record
AUAUAGUAGCUAAUACACAUUUUUUUCUUUGUGAUUAUUCCCAUAUAUUUGUUCUUCCCUUUUUAAAUUUACUUCAUUGGACAACUCGCAUAGCUUUAUUAGCUUUUCGACUUCGGAUUUGCCAAGAAAACGUACUUACGUUUAAUUACCUUCGCGAAUGCAAGACUCUAUACCGUGAGUACCGUGUCGCCGAGUUUACCUUGUUUAUUUUCGGAAACCGCGACGGGAUACGCAGGGAUACGUUAAUGGCGUACAAACACGUCUGAACGCUGCGAACUAUAGCGACAUCUGGCUCGAGCAGUCGCGACCGAGUCCUCGUCGCCGAAUGAUCGAAUUUGCGAGAAUCGUCCUUCUCGCCUGCCUGUUGUUGCUUCCGUCGUCGUUUCCCAUAAAGUUGCCGCGAUCGGCUGCAGGGGAAGGGACGGAAAUGUCAAGGAUGCUCGCGGUGGAUUUCGAAGUUUUCGGCAUCGUGCAAGGAGUCUUCUUCAGGAAGUACACGCAGAAACGCGGCAAGGAGCUGGGUCUGAGGGGAUGGUGCAUGAACACCCCGGACGGCACCGUGACCGGCCACUUGGAGGGGGAGAAGGCGCAGGUCGAGGAGAUGAAACAGUGGCUUCGCCACACCGGAAGCCCUUCGUCGCGGAUCGACAAGGUGGAGUUUCGCAACGAGAAGGAGAUCUCCAAGCCGUCGUUCUCCAACUUCGAGAUCCGAAUGUAGAGGCGUUCUCCAGUCGCGAAAAACGAAGAAUAACAGGAAAAAAAAUUAACGUCCAAGUCCUAGAAUCGUUUAAGCGUCGCGCGA